Molecule: messenger RNA, 1046 nt
Organism: Sphaeroforma arctica JP610
Lineage: Eukaryota; Ichthyosporea; Ichthyophonida
Exons: 2
Coding region: 286-906 (206 amino acids)
Source: RefSeq, a predicted model, not a curated record
UUUGCGUACUGCUUAAGAGUACGUUUAUAACAUAGAGUCUAAUGUGAAGGCCCGGCUUAUAACAAGAGGACUGGGAGGGAUUCUAUAUCAAGAAAACCAAGACUAACAAAGCAUCACUUACUUGGAAGUAUAGAGGUUCGGUUCUGGAAACUAAGGGGCAAGUCCAUAUGAUAGAUUGUAUUGCUUGGUACAAAUGUGAGAUGUAUACAGCCCGACUGAGUCCAUUAAAGGACGAUGGAAACAUUGAGAGAUCAAACAUAGAAAAUCUCGUAAAAAUGAGAAUUAAUGCAGGCUUAUGGAGAUCAAUUUGGGCAGCAUGCGGACGGUAAUAAUGGGGGUGGAGGGGAUUCUGCAGAUGUAGGUAACGCAAUAGGUGAACAUGACGCAAUAGGUGAACAUGACGCAAUAGAUGAACAUGACGCAACAGGUGAACAUGAUAAUGUAGGCGAACAUGACAAUGAUGUAGGUCAAGAUGAAGAGUCAGUAACACUCGAUGACACACCUACUAUGCGAGCACUACCAACUACGAAAAUAUGCACCGCACCCGCCGGACCACAGACAACAACCAACAUACACACUGCACCCGUCAAACCACAGACAACAUCCAACAUACCUACUGCACCCGUUGAACCACAGACAACAACCAACAUACAUACCAUACCCGACGACCCGCAGGUACUGCCGGGUCCGCCAGUGUAUAAUAGGACCAAGCAUUACUUACCAAUUGGUGUAUCUGAUACUUACAAUUCUCCACAUUCAAUACCUCUACCGUAUGACAAUGGGCUGGAUACAUUCAAAAGCAUACCACAAUACCAACAUGUGUUUGCUCCACAGUACGCAACAAAUCAUCAGCAAACAGCACCCUACAUCCCACAUCCAAUGGGAUCGCAGUUUGUUCGGCAAUGAUCUCAAUACAUAACUAACAACAAUAAUAUACACAAUCAGUAUGGUGGGCAGGAAGCCUAUGACUACACUCAGCAGAGACACGAUAGAUAUUAAAGAUGUAAAUCAGACAAUUUGAAAACUUGUAAAUAUGAAAAAAAAAC